Messenger RNA from Didymosphaeria variabile, 612 nucleotides. It is a transcript of the gene EMP24, whose product is annotated as p24 complex component. Gene Ontology annotation, cellular component: endoplasmic reticulum; Golgi apparatus; endoplasmic reticulum-Golgi intermediate compartment. The transcript is spliced from 3 exons. NCBI's taxonomy places the organism in Eukaryota, Fungi, Ascomycota, Dothideomycetes, Pleosporales, Didymosphaeriaceae. Bases 1 to 612 code for a protein of 203 amino acids. Gene Ontology annotation, biological process: intracellular protein transport; Golgi organization; endoplasmic reticulum to Golgi vesicle-mediated transport. The record is from RefSeq and is a predicted model, not a curated record.
AUGAUAUUUCCGUCCUUCAGCGUCCUCGCCGCGGCCUCGAGCCUGCUCGCUCUCGCCUCGGCGCACAACAUCCAAAUGAAAGCCUACAUGCGCGAAUGCUUCCACGAACAAUUGCACAAGGACGAUAAGAUGACUGUGACGUUUCAAGUGGGCGAUCGGGAGUUUGGCGGGAGCGGGAAUCUGGAUAUCGAUUUCUGGAUCGAAACCCCCUCCCGCGCCUACCAGGUCCACGAACGCGGCGUCUCCUCCGGCGACCACUCCUUCACCGCAACCGAAGACGGAAAAUACACCUACUGCUUCAACAACGAGCACUGGGGCGCGAACACAAAGGAGGUCAGCUUCAACGUCCACGGAAUAGUCUACGUGCCCGAGCACGAGGCGCCACAGGAUCCGCUCGAGAAAGAAAUCCGCUCCCUCUCCGAACUAGUCGCCCAAGUAAAAGACGAGCAAGGCUACAUCGUCGUCCGCGAGCGCACCCACCGCAACACCGCCGAAUCCACAAACUCGCGCGUAAAAUGGUGGAGCAUCUUCCAGCUCACGCUCCUCGUCGGAGAGGGCAUCUUCCAGGUCUGGUGGAUCAAGCGCUUCUUCGAGGUCAAGCGCCUCGUGUAG